Messenger RNA from Saimiri boliviensis boliviensis (Bolivian squirrel monkey), 1116 nucleotides. NCBI's taxonomy places the organism in Eukaryota, Metazoa, Chordata, Mammalia, Primates, Cebidae. The record is from RefSeq and is a predicted model, not a curated record.
GCCGUCUCCUGGGCCAUGGCCAAUUACAUCCACGUCCCUCCCGGCUCCCUGGAGGUGCCCAAGCUGAACGUCACUGUCCAGGAUCAGGAGGAGCAGCGCUGCCGGGAGGGGGCCCAGAGCCCCCUGCAACACCUGCGGGCUCACUGGGACCCCCAGGAGGUGACCCUGCAGCUCUUCACAGAUGGAAUCACAAAUAAACUUAUUGGCGGUUAUAUGGGUAAUACCACGGAGGAUGUAGUCCUGGUGAGAAUUUAUGGCAAUAAGACUGAGUUAUUAGUUGAUCGAGAUGAGGAAGUACAGAGUUUUCGAGUGUUACAGGCUCAUGGGUGUGCACCACAACUCUACUGUACCUUCAACAAUGGACUAUGCUAUGAGUUUAUACAAGGAGAAGCAUUGGAUCCAAAGCAUGUCUGCAACCCAGCCAUUUUCAGGCUAAUAGCUCGUCAGCUUGCUAAAAUCCAUGCCAUCCAUGCACACAAUGGCUGGAUCCCCAAAUCUAAUCUAUGGCUAAAGAUGGGAAAGUAUUUCUCUCUCAUUCCCACAGGAUUUGCAGAUGAAGACAUUAAUAAAAGGUUCCUAAGUGAUUUCCCAAGCUCUCAGAUUCUUCAGGAAGAGAUGACUUGGAUGAAGGAGCUUCAAGUCAAGGAGCCCACACUGGGCUCACCUGUUGUGCUUUGCCAUAAUAACCUAUUGUGUAAGAAUAUAAUCUGCAGUGAGAAACAAGGUGAUGUACAGUUCACUGAUUAUGAAUAUUCUGGAUACAACUACCUGGCAUAUGAUAUUGCAAAUCAUUUCAAUGAAUUUGCAGGUGUAAGUGAUGUAGACUAUAGUCUGUAUCCAGAUAGAGAACUACAGAGCCAGUGGCUGCGUUCUUACCUUGAAGCCUACAAAGAAUUUAAGGGCUUUGGGACUGAAGUUCCUGAAAAGGAGGUGGAAAUACUCUUCAUUCAAGUCAGUCAGUUUGCAUUGGCUUCUUAUUUCUUUUGGGGGUUGUGGGCUUUAAUUCAAGCCAAAUACUCCACUAUUGAGUUUGAUUUCCUUGGGUAUGCAAUUGUUCGUUUUAAUGAGUACUUUAAAAUGAAGCCUGAGGUUACUGCAUUAAAAGUGCCUGAGUAA